Diversispora eburnea is the source of this 201-nucleotide messenger RNA. The record is from the annotation of a GenBank genome assembly. Lineage: Eukaryota; Fungi; Glomeromycota; Glomeromycetes; Diversisporales; Diversisporaceae.
AUGGAAGCAUUGGGCUUGUCUGAGUGUCCAGAUAAGGAAUGUUCUCUUGAGUUAAGCCUGAACAGGAAAGUACCAAUGACGUAUAAAACAGGGAAACAAAUUUCAUCAUUAAAAGUAGAAUCUGAUCUUAUUGACUUGGAGCACGAAAUAUUACCUGUAGAAGCUGAUUUGACGUCAAAAUCUCUCAAAUAUUACCUUUAG